Molecule: messenger RNA, 2216 nt
Organism: Nanorana parkeri
Lineage: Eukaryota; Metazoa; Chordata; Amphibia; Anura; Dicroglossidae
Gene: AOC1
Product: amine oxidase, copper containing 1
Exons: 4
Biological process (GO): response to antibiotic; amine metabolic process
Cellular component (GO): plasma membrane
Molecular function (GO): primary methylamine oxidase activity; diamine oxidase activity; copper ion binding
Source: RefSeq, a predicted model, not a curated record
CAUAUGGCCUCCGUAUUCUCAGACUUGACUCGCGAUGAGAUGAAGUCCAUACAACGUUUUCUCAUGGAUCAGCAGCAGCUGGAACUGGUUUCUAUCCGGAACACAUUCGGCAAAAAUACAAUUUUUAUGAUGGAGCUGAACUUGCCAAAAAAGAGUAAAGUUCUGAACUUCUUAGACAACGAUGGACCCAAACCCCAACGAGAGGCCAAAGUUGUCAUUUUGUUCGGGAACCAACCAAACCCCAAUGUCACAGAAUUCAUUGUGGGUCCACUUCCUCACCCCUAUUAUUUCCAACCCAUAACUCCCAAAGGAAAUAAGAUGAUCAAAUUUGAGUCACGGCCUGUGACCAAUGUGGAAUAUGAGAGGAUCCAAAAGAAGCUGGUGGAGGUCACAAAGGAAUUUAAUCACAUAUUGUUGGAGAUUACAGGUUUCUCCUUUUAUAACUGCUCCAAUCGUUGCCUCACCUUCACCGACAUUGCCCCUCGUGGCCUCAAGUCUGGAGAACGCAGGUCUUGGAUAAUCCUACAGAGGUUUGUUGAUGGCUUCUUCCUCCACCCUAUAGGCUUUGAGAUCCUCCUCAAUCAUCGUUCUCUCAACCCUAAGGAGUGGGCGGUGGAGAAGAUCUGGUACAAUGGACAAUACUUUGAUAGCGUCAAGGAACUCAUUCAGAAAUAUGAAAGAAAUGAGCUGAACAAAGUGCCCCUCACAGAUUUCACUGAGCAGGAUCCGUACUCCACAUUCAUGCCACGCGGAGAUUUCAAGACCAACACCAACAUUCAUGGACCCAAACUGUGUGAACCUCAGGGCAAACGUUACAAAGUUCUGGGUAACUAUGUAGAGUAUACGGGGUGGAGCUUUGCGUUCCGCGUGCGUGCGUCUGCCGGUUUACAGAUCUUCGACAUACAGUACAACAAUGAACGCAUAGCCUAUGAGGUCAGCAUACAGGAAGCCAUCGCAUUUUAUAGCGGGGUCAGUCCGGCAGCCAUGCAGACAAAAUACAUCGAUUCCGGCUGGGCCAUGGGAACCGUACACUAUGAGCUGGCCAAAGGUAUCGACUGCCCCGAAGUGGCCACUUACCUGGACCUGUACAACUUUUAUGACACGGAUGAGCCUGUGCGUUAUAAGAACGCCUUGUGUAUCUUUGAGAUGCCCACGGGGACUCCCUUACGCCGCCACUUCGACAGCACCCACGAUGGUGGCUACAAUUUCUAUGCCGGGGUAGAGAACCAUGUCCUGGUGGUGAGGACAACGUCCACUGUCUACAACUAUGACUAUAUCUGGGACUUUAUCUUCUACCACAAUGGGGUGAUCGAGGUCAAAGUCAGUGCCACCGGUUAUAUCCAUGCCACGUUCUUCACACCCGAUGGCCUCCACUAUGGAAGUAAGGUGUACAGCCACGUCCUGGGGAACCUGCACACACACCUUAUAAACUAUAAGGUUGACCUGGACAUUGCAGGUGCUGAAAACAGUUUUGAAACCAUAGAGCUGAAAUACGAGAACAUUUCCAACCCCUGGAGCCCGGGGGACUUCAUUGUCCAGUCCCGGAUGGACCGUCAUCUCAAAGUCAGCGAGAGAGGAGCCGCCUUCAAGUUUGGAUCCGCACUGCCUCGGUACCUGAUGUUCAUGAACCCCAACAAGAAGAACAAGUGGGACCAUUAUAGGAGCUACCGGAUCCAGUACAAUUCCCACGCCCACAGCGUGCUUCCUCGGGGAUGGGACGCAGAGAAAGGAAUCGCCUGGUCCAGGUACAGCCUGGCGGUGACGCGGCACAGGGAGUCGGAGCUGACCAGUAACAGUAUAUAUAUCCAGUGUGACCCCUGGGAUCCCGCCGUCAACUUCGAGAACUUCAUCCGCAACAACGAGGACAUUGUGAACAAGGACCUCGUGGCCUGGGUGACCGUCGGCUUCCUCCACAUCCCUCACUCUGAGGACAUCCCCAACACCUCCACCCCAGGGAACGCAGUGGGGUUCUUCCUCCGACCCUUCAACUUCUUCGAUGAGGAUCCAUCGGUGGCCUCCAGGUCCACGGUCAUUGUGAGGCCGACAGACAAGACCUUCAGUAGAGCGACCAUCAAACGUUGGACUCCGGAGGUUGUUGGUCAAUGUGUGUCUGACAAACCCUUCCGGUAUAACGGGACAUACUUCUACGACUGAGAGGUCACCUCUGAGGUCUGAGGACCAGAGAAGGGCGGAGCCUCCCAUAGUUGGACACUGAG